AAGGAACUCAACAUGGAAAGGUAUCAUGUUGUGGCACACAUGGUGAAUUUUUUUCUGUAGAAAUUUGAAGGUGCGUCAUCUUAUUCACACAGGACAAUGGGCAAAGGAUUAUAUUUGCCCACAUCCAGGCUGUCGUAAGGGCCAUGGUGAUGGUGGCCAACACUAGUGGUUGUACCUUCGUGCUGGAGUUGAGUGGUGGUCUGAUCCGGUUGCUGGUCACGAUCUGAUACAAUAGUUGAAGGAUGUGUUUAAACUUAGAUCCUUGGAAGAAAAUAGAAGGCAAAUGAAAAAUCAAGUUUCGGGCCAAAUGGAUGGAAAAAGGAAAACAAAGGUGAGCAGCCACACGACAAUGAGAUACUGUUCUUCUUUUCGGCAAUUCACUAAAAGAAUCGUGUGCACCGUCUCCAACUGCAAGCAAAGCAAAGACUCUAGACUAUGGAAGUAAGCAUCUCAUCGCCUCCAAUUGCAAGCAAAGCGAAGGAAAGCAAAGGGAAGCCAGCAGAGACCUGCCAUGCCCUGCAGGCUUUGGGAUCAAUUCCAUUAUGUUGCUGCAAUCUACAGGUAUUUUUCUAAUCUAUCCAUAGUGUUUGAGUGUUCCUCUGUUUGGCCAACAUGAGGAUGCUGGGGGAUCAUCUCCAGCACAGCUACCGUCCCCAAAGCUCAACACAGCAGGUACACAAGUCAAAGAUAAACAAAACUAUUGUAUAAAUUAGGUAAUAUUUUUAUUAUUACAUUGAACCGUUAUUUUGGGCCUUGCGGCAGCUGAAUGCUUGCUGCUGUUUGGAUGAAGCUUUACUCUUCGCAUGUACUGAGCCGCUGUUCUGUUAUUUUGGUAAUGCAACCUGGGGCUAUGGGGCUAUAUGGAUUAAAAAAUUUGGUGCAUUUCUUAAAUUAUAUGCAUGUGCAUCUGGUAUUAUUACGUAUCUAUAUAGAGGCUGGGGGAUCAGAGCUCUUUAUCUACAACUAGUAGUGUGAUGUGCAUUUGCGCGACUAGAGUUUCUAUGUAUCGUUGCAUGUCAUUUAACAAAUUUAACAUCCUCUUAAAUAUAUACUCCCUCCGCCCCGAAUUAGUUGACUCAGAUUUGUCUACAUACGGAUGUAUCCAAAACGUGUCCAGAUACAUCCGUAUCUAGAAAAAUCUAAGUCAAGUAAUUCGGAACGGUGGUUGUACAAUUUUGACCACUCAUUUACAUGAGAAUAUACCUGAAAAAAUAUAUAAAUCACAGUGCUAGGAAUCAAAAUGGUGAAGAAUAUUGCCUAAUUUUGUAUAUUAUAAUGUUUGAUAGCCAAUGUUAUAAACGUUGGUGAUCAUGUUCUUCUCAACAUAUUUUUUUGUUCAUGACAUAGGUAAUUUCAUAGUGUUCUUGUGUGUGGUUUAUUUAACAUGCUCUUAUGUGUUGCUGAUUGAACACACAUGCCCUGCAGUUGAUUCAGCCUCUUCAUUCGUCUCCAUGUCCAAGCCAAGCAAACACCCUAGACUAUCUGAAUCUGUUCUUUUCUCGUCAGUUGACUAGAAGGAUGUUGCAUUGUCUCAACCUUCAAGCAAAGCAAAGACUCUAGACUGUAGAAUCUUGCGCCGUCUCCAACUGCAAGCAAAGGGAAGCAAAGACAGCAGGGAUCAAUUCCAUUAUUUUGCUGCAAUCCUCCAGAUUGUUGUGCCCUCAUAUAUAUGGCCCUAUCUAUACUGAUUUGAAAUAUGAGUACUAUAAACAGAUCAGACACGCACAGUAAUUUAUGAUAUCCCUAUCUACUAUAUUUGUCUAAUCAAUCCAUUCUCCCCACUCAAUCGAGCUAGUUUGAGCUGUGUUUGACCAACAUGAGGAUGCGAAAGGAUCAUCAUAGUCCUUAGUUCGAGUCUAUCUGCAGCACUUUUCCCCUCCUGAAGCCCAACACAGCAGGUACGUGAUUCAACGUAUAGACAAAAGUAUUGUGCAAAUUAGGUGAUUUUUAAAUUAGAUUGCAUCACUAUUUGGUUCCUGGCAGCUAAUGCGGCGUGUUGUUACUCUCUGGAUAUUUUUCUUCUUUCUGCUUUACCUUUUGCAUGUACUGAACCGCCCUUUCAUUAUUUUGGUAAGAAAACCUGGGGCUUCGUAUGAAAAAAGAACUACUUGCAUUUCUCAAGUUAUAUGCACAUAUUUUUCUGGUAUUUGCACAUGCUUCUGGUAUUUUUUGUAAAUAAUGUAUCUGUAGACUCCGGGGGAGUUCUUUAUCUUCAAUUAUCUAUAAUAAAAUAAAAAUAAACUCAAGUGGUAGUUAUUGCACGCAAAUUCAAAAUCUCCUCAUGAGGAUUGGAUGCUGAGAGACCAUGUUUUUUCCUUUCUGCUUAGCUCUUUUUGUAGGCUAAACAAUUGACGCUACCAUGUCACGUUAAAUUUUUUGCCGAGACAGCAUCUCCAUUCAGGUUCUGAAAUUUAUCCUCUUCAAUUUGUUUUCAACUCCAAGAAAAGUGAAGAGCCUGGAGUAUGAGAACCUGUUAUGUUUUCCGGCAAUUGACAAGAAGAAUGUUGCAUUGUCUCAAACUGCAAGCAAAAGAAAGACACAAACACUCUAGAGUAUAAGCAUCUUGCAUCGUUUCCAACUGCAAGCAAAGAAAAGCUAGCAGAGACCUUGCACACCCUACUGGCUUUGGGAUCAUUUCCAUUAGUUUAAUGCAAUCCUCUAGGUGUGCCCUCAUAUAUAUGGCCCUGUUCUGAGCGUUCCUCUGUUUGAGCAACAUGAGGAUGUUGAAGGAUCAUCAACACUCUAUCUAUGUCCAGUAUGGCUACCCUCCCGGAGCUCAACACAACAGACUGACAGUAGCGAGCAUCCAGCAGCUCUGGAAUGAGUGGGAGAUCCAGUGCUUGGUGCUUGUGAGCUUCUCCCUGCAAGUCUUCCUCCUCUUCUUCGCGGGGCUCCGGAAGCGCCAUCGCUCUCGCAUUCUCAGCCUGCUGCUGUGGCUUGCCUACCUGUUGGCGGACACCGUCGCGGUCUUCGUUCUCGGCCGCCUCACACGUGUUGGAGGCGACGACUCACUGGUGCUCUUCUGGGCACCGUUCAUGUUGCUCCACCUCGGAGGGCAGGACACCAUCACAGCCUUCUCCAUGGAGGACUGCGCACUGUGGAAGAGGCACCUGCUGAACCUCACCACCCAGGUGGCACUGGCCAUCUACGUCGUGGGCAAGCAAUGGCAAGGGGACAAGCAACUUGUGGCUCCCAUGGUGCUAAUCUUCAUCUCUGGGACAGCCAAAUAUAUGGAGAGAAUAUGGAUACUUGGGAGAGCCGGCUCAUGGGGACCUAUAAGCAGGCCUUGGGGUCCGUUGUGUGGGCAGAAAAGAACCCUGGGGGUCAGGCUUGACACACAUGCUCCUAUCUGGUCAUUGUUCUCUUCUGACAUGGAGGAUGUGGCUCAUGACAUGUUUUAUAAUAGCAUGAACUAUUUCAUGAACAGGACUAGUAAACGGCUUCGCGGGACUGGUUUAGGUCAGGAGGAACGAGAUCGUCUCAAGUCAGACGAGGGAGUUAACUUGGCAUACAAGUUGGCUGAGACCCAACUCUCAUUGAUCUAUGACUUCUUGUACACCAAGUUUGGAAGCCUCGAUGGUGUGUUGCACCGUCUCACCAUCCUUGUCAUAAACUCUACAGCUCUCGCUCUGUUUGCUGUUCAUCAUAAGGGAGGGAGGGGGCGAUCAGAAGCUGUGAAGUACUACUACAGAGUAGCUGAUGUUGCCAUCUCUUACAUAUUGCUUGUGGGUGCAGUGGCGUUUGAGAUAUCCUCUAUAUUGAUGUGGCUCAUGACAUCAUAUUCGCCAUCCAACGUAUGCACAGGACCAAGCGGAGGCCAUAGUCCAAGAAUUGUGCUUAGCAUCCUCAAGCGCCUCCGCCCAGCACCGAAAAGCAACAGAUUGGAGUGGUCAGGUAAGCUGUGGCAGUAUAACUUUAUUGAUGAAAUCAUCCAAAAGGAGAAGGCAACAAGGGAAUAUGGAUGGCUGAAACGGAUGAUGUGGCGUAUCGGCAUCAAGCAAUACCACCACACAACCAAACAUGUUGCCAUCUCCCCAGAGGUAAAGAAGGUGUUCCUUGAUAAGCUGUGUGACAAUCACUGGAAGUUGUACUUCAGCAGCUUCACUGCCGAGUGGGCAGCUUAUAUUCCUUCUUCCUCCUCUGGGUUUGGUGCAGCUAAACAGAAAGUCCGAGGCAUCUUCAAAGAUAGGGAUCUUGUAUCAAGUGCCUUUCUUUGGCACCUUGUGACAGACAUAUGCCUGGUGCGGGACGAGACGCCCUCUAAGCUUAGAACCUGCAGUCAACACGUGUCCAAUUACAUCAUGCACCUGGUCUACAAGUGCAACUUGAUGGUUGAUGCUGACGGGUGUUUAUUUUUCGAAGAAUGUAUAAAGUGGAUUGGCGCGUUUUGCAAAGAUGCCAACUAUGAUAAGAGGGACCUCCUCCAGAGAUUCUAUGCCAACUAUGAUAAGAGGGUCCUCCUCCAGAGAUUCUACGGUAACGAUUUUCACUCUGAAGGUUCAGUUGGCCAUCUAGCUAGUCUAGCUACUGAUGUGGCUUUUCUGCUCAACGGCGAGGUAGCUGCUGCUGAUCGGUGGGAGAUGAUCGCAACGGUAUGGAUGGAAAUGCUCUGCUACAUCGCAGUCAACUGUGAUCAUGGGUUCCAUGCCAAGCAGCUGAGCGCUGGAGGGGAGUUCCUCACUCAUGCCAAGAUGAUCAUGUUUCCCAUACUACAACUGGCUGAUCCCGAUGAGCAGUGACGACGGAUGGGGGCGAGGCCCGGGGCGUGAGGCCCAAAUCCUUUGUAUAUUACUCCCUAUGUAAACUAAUAUAAGAGCGUUUAGAUCACUACUUUAGUAUUCUAAACACUCUUAUAUUAGUUUACGGAGGGAAUAUACCACAGUAUACAUAGGGGGCCCGGGGCGUGAGGCCCAAAUCCUUUGUAUAUUGUAGCACAGUAUACAUAGGGGGCCUGGGGCGGCCCGCUGAGCUGGAUCUGCCCCUACUGAUGAGUGAUGUAACAUAAAAACACAACUAUUGGGUUCAUCUGCAAAGUUACUUUCUUA
Molecule: messenger RNA, 5045 nt
Organism: Triticum aestivum (bread wheat)
Lineage: Eukaryota; Viridiplantae; Streptophyta; Magnoliopsida; Poales; Poaceae
Exons: 5
Coding region: 2715-4739 (674 amino acids)
Source: RefSeq, a predicted model, not a curated record